This is a messenger RNA of Cornus florida, 2285 nucleotides long. RefSeq names its product receptor-like protein 43. The record is from RefSeq and is a predicted model, not a curated record. NCBI's taxonomy places the organism in Eukaryota, Viridiplantae, Streptophyta, Magnoliopsida, Cornales, Cornaceae. The transcript has 2 exons. Gene Ontology annotation, molecular function: protein binding. The coding region runs from base 555 to 1931 and encodes 458 amino acids.
CAUAUGUCAUUAUAAUCCAGAUAGGAAUUUGCUAUGCUAGGGCAUAUAAGUCUCAACACCGAUAUCUUAGCCUUUCUUCUAAUUUGUUACAUGGCCCCAUUCUUGAGUCAAUCUCUCAACUUGUGAAUCUGAAAGUUCUUUAUCUUCUUGGUAAUAACCUAAACAGUCAGAUACCUUCUUACUUUGGUAAUUUUACACAGCUUCGAUAUCUUAUCCUUUCUUCUAAUUUGUUACAUGGCCCCAUUCCUGAGUCAAUCUCUCAACUUGUGAAUCUGGAAGUUCUUUAUCUUGAUGAUAAUAACCUAAACGGAACAGUGGAGCUAGAUGUGUUUCUUAAUCAGAAGAAUCUUACUAGUCUUUAUCAAUCGGGUAACCAAUUAACAUUGCUCACCAGUAGCUUCAUCAAUGCUACGCUUCCCAAGUUUGAGUCCCUCGGUUUGAACUCAUGCAACUUAACUGAGUUUCCAAAUUUCUUGAAAACUCAAGACAAUUUGCAGUCAUUAGACCUCAGCAACAACAGUAUUCAAGGCCCCCUGCCUACAUGGAUAUGGAACAUGAGUACACAAACUCUGUCUUCCCUUCACCUUUCUCAAAACUUUAUAACUGCCUUUCACCAACCUCCUCCUUUAGUCCUUCCGUGGGACAGACUAUGGCUUUUAGACUUUAGUUCUAACAUGCUGCAAGGAUCACUCCUUGUCCCACCACCAUCCAUCGGCAUUUAUAAUGUCGCAAACAACAAAUUGACUGGGGAGAUUCCACUAUUGAUCUGCAAUGCGAGUUCUCUUUGGGUCCUGGAUUUAUCUUAUAACAAUCUAAGUGGCAUCAUUCCUCAAUGUUUGGGCAGUUUUUCUGAUUCUCUGGAGUUAUUGAAUCUUCGAAACAAUAAAUUACAUGGCCCCAUUCCUCAAACAUAUAACAAUGGAACCCAACUGAGGAUGAUCAACUUGAGUCAAAACCAAUUGCAAGGGCCAGUGCCAAAUUCGUUGGUCAAUUGUUCACUUCUAAAGAGUUUUGAUCUUGGAAACAAUCAGAUUGAUGAUGUUUUUCCCUUUUGGCUGGGAACACUUCCAGAAUUGAAGGUUCUGAUUUUGCGAUUCAAUAGAUUCCAUGGUGUAAUGUGGAACCCUAACUCCAGUUUUGCUUUCUCCAAAUUGCACAUUCUUGACAUCUCUCACAAUGGUUUCAUAUCUUUCGAUUACUUCCAUAUCUUAACAGCCAUGAAAACUAUUGAUGGUGAUGAAUCAACAUAUAUUGGGAGAGUUGUUGACAAUGGAUUUACUAACGCGUUGACACUGACAAACAAAGGUGUGCAAAUUGUGUAUUUGUAUACCCUAAAUAUUUUCACUGCCAUUGAUUUGUCAAGCAACCGAUUUGAAGGAGAGAUUCUGGAAUCUAUUGGGAUUCUCAAGUGUCUUCACAUGCUCAAUCUUUCCAACAACCACCUCAUUGGUCAGAUUCCAUCUUCGUUGGGGAAUCUAACGGAGAUUGAAUCGUUGGACCUUUCUCAAAACAAGCUCUCAGGAGAGAUACCUCAGCAACUAUCCCAACUUACGUUCCUUGCAAUCUUCAAUGUCUCUUUUAAUCAUCUCAGAGGGCCAAUUCCACAAGGGAGGCAAUUCGAUACAUUUCCAAACAAUUCCUAUGAGGGGAAUUUAGGAUUGUGUGGAGACCCUUUGUCGAAGAGAUGUGACAACUCAGACGCAUUGCAACCACCACCACUACCUUCGAACUUCAAACAAGAUGAUGAUCAUUCAUGGCUUGCAAUUGAUAGAAGUGAUUGGAUUGUCAUAUGCAUGGGUUAUGGUGGUGGGUUAGUAGCUGGGUUGAUCAUUGGGCACACUCUUGUCGCAAGGUAUCAUGAAUGGUUUGUCAGCACCUUUGGAAGGAGCCAAAAGAAGCAGAGGACGAAAAAGAAUGGGCGAAGAAGCUAAAUUUGAUGAGCCCAUAUUCGUUCAUGGCUUUGUAGAUGGACUUUUCGUCUGGAGGUGCAUAAAGGAAAUGAAGAAUUUCAGCUCCAGCAUGGAGUUUCCACCAGCUAUCAGUUCAAAUUUCAUUGGUAACUAUCAAGGUUUUAGCUCCACUGGUAUGGACUCCUCCUCCCAUAAAAUAAAUAAAUAAAUCAUUGCUUACAUGAACAAUCCGAAACUCUUCUGAUGGAAAUUGUUAGUGCGGUGGUUAUUAAUUUUUUUGGCAAAGUUAUACUUUGUUUGUUUGUUGUUGUUUUUUUUUUUUUUUUUUUGAUAUUCUUCUCGGAAUGUAUGAGAGAACUUUUGUUUAUUUGUUUU